AAUUAGAAAUUCAUAAUAGUUAUGGAUACAACUAGACAUAUUAUUGAAAGAAGUUAAAUCAUACUUGGAUAUUAAACAAUAGCAGUUAGUGACGAUACGUCUAUUUCUCAGUUAUAGAUUCAACGUCCUGAGCAAAUGGAAAUGAGACGUCAAUAACACGCUGCCACUCUUACAGCCAUUAUGCUGCACCAAGUGCUUACUGGAAGGGUCACCUUCACCUCCCUUACCCCACCCGACCUCAGCAUCUGUUCAAAAAGUGAGCUGAGAGCAUACUUUGAAAACAGUUAUGACCUCAACGAAAGUCUGUUCACUUCGCUUAAAGACGAGAGCGUAUUUUACCGAUGCCCGGACCGCCUCCGUCUGCCCCUUAUCUUUUACUUCGCACACACGGCCGUCGUGUACGUCAACAAGCUCAUCCUAGCAGGGCUGCUCAAGGACCGCAUCAACUUUGAGUUUGAGAAGAUGUUUGAAACAGGUGUGGACGAGAUGUCAUGGGACGACACGGAGAAUUACCGGAUGGGAGGCUUAUACAAGUGGCCAGAACUUAGCGCCACGGUAGAGUACCGGCGACAGGUGCGCGCGACCGUUCUGCGCAUCAUCGAGGAGACGCCGCUACAGCUCCCAAUCACCAUGACCAGCCCCUGGUGGGCGCUUCUGAUGGGAAUGGAGCACGAGCGCAUCCACCUCGAAACGUCAUCUGUUCUUAUUCGCCAGCUCCCGGUCGCAAUGGUUAGCAGACCGGAAGGAUGGAAGUACGCUCCAAAAACAUCCGGCAUUGUUCCCCAGCAAAACCGGAUGUUGCGAGUACCUGCACAGGAAGUGAGUUUCGGCAAACCUCGAGAUUUUCCGUCGUAUGGCUGGGACAAUGAGUACGGCAGUAUCGCCUGCUCGGUCCCUGCGUUCGAGUCCUCCGAGUUCCUAGUGACAAAUGCUGAGUACUUUGAGUUUGUUGAGGCCGGCGGUUACCAUCGAUCUGAACUGUGGACAGAGGAAGGCUGGCGUUGGAGAAACUUCCGGCAGGCAAAUCACCCUAUGUUCUGGGUCUGUGGCAAUGGUUGUAAGGGUGGCUGUGGGUCAGAUCUGGCGUCCUACAGUCAUUGCAGUGUCAUGGCGGACUCUAACGUCACUCCGUCCGCUGAAUCCCAAUACAGGUACCGUGCCAUGUUUGAUGUCCUUGACAUGCCAUGGGCGUGGCCUGUUGACGUCAACUACCACGAAGCGCGUGCGUUCUGCGCAUGGAAGGGACCGGAUUUCCGGUUAUUGGUCGAGGCAGAGCACAACGUGAUUAGAGGGAAACAGGAACCGACGAAUGCAGGGACUGUCAGUGACGCGAUCUUCACAAAGGGAGACAAGUUCAACCACAACAUGAAAUUCGGCUCCUCCACGCCUGUAAACAUGCAUGUCGCGAACGAGCGUGGCUUCUACGAUGUGUUCGGUAACGUUUGGCAGUGGUGCGAAGACCAAUUUAACGGCCUCUGUGACGAGACACACUGGCUUUACGACGACUUUUCCUCGCCUUGCUAUGACGGCAAACAUAACGUCAUACUUGGCGGAAGCUGGAUCAGCACAGGAGACGAGGCAUCUCGUUUCGCGCGGCUUGCGUUUCGUCGCCACUUCCUGCAGCAUGCGGGCUUCCGGUUGGCGAGGACGGUGGAUCCGGGGGAGGAGGCGUGGACGGAGCUGCCAACGCGCCAUGUGGACACGCAGGUGUAUGUGUUGGGAUGCGGGGUAGAAGAGAACCUUGCAAGCCUUCCUCACGACAAGCUACAGCCCAACCUAGUACCGUCCACAAACCUUCAUUAUCAUUUUGAGACGCCGCUCGCGUUAAAAGGGAUUCUUGAGCAGGAAUUUGGAUUCAGGAAAUCAUAUCCGGUGGCGGUAGCAGACCUGUGUGCGGAUCUCGCUCGAAAUAAUGGACUCCACACUCGCUCCAUGCUCUGGAUAGGCGCUGGAUCCGGAAGAGGUCCUAUGUUGAUGAGUAAAAUCUUUCAAAAAGUGCUUGCUUGUGACCUCGUUGCCCGUUUCCUGGAUACGGCAAUGUACAUCCAGAGAGGAAAUGACGUCACUGUGAUCACGGAAAAUGGCAAGGUCACCACGGCUGCUCUCGACAAAGGUGUCAAAACUGACAGGGUCGUCUUCAAACAGUUUACGUGGAUCCCUAACGAGGUUGGGCUGGACUUUGACAUGACUGUGGUCACAUUCUUGGAGAGGACUCAGCAGCCAAAAGCGUGGCUGCUGCGACUGUCAGAGAUUACCAGGCGCGGCGGUCUUGUCAUCGUUGCCUCAAGGAGUGGACAGUGGGACAGACCCGCCCUCGAGGGGACCCUACAAGACAAGGGUUUGACGUGUAUCGAGUCGACGGAUGUACCUUUCGAUGACGUCACUGGAAACGCAACCGCCACCGUCACUGUAUGGAAACAUGUGCAGGAGUAGACAUCACGUGAUUGUGACCACGUUACUGAAAUACGCGUUUUAUCGGUCGAGACUCGUGUAUGAACCGAACCACACGUAUACUGUAUGAUUGUCACUUGGUAUAGAUGUGAUGACUACCGUGUGAUAUCCAUUAUUAUAAAGCUGAAAGUGUCAUUUCAGGGGAAUUUAUAUUACUCUUUUUUAGAAGAAAUUAUUUAUUGACAUAUUUGUGUAGUUCAAUUUGUUCGGAUUCCAACAAUGUUUUGACAUUCUGGCAUCGCUUUGUUUGUUUCAUUUUACUAAUGCAAAUGUUCACGGAUAUUGUAGAUGUUCAUGCGUCUUAAUUUCCGCUUCAUCUUUAACUAUGUGUUCGUAUAAAUGUUGUUUAUUUUGUAUUAGUAAUGUAAUAAAAUUUCUCUAAUGUACAAACAU
Mya arenaria is the source of this 2844-nucleotide messenger RNA. RefSeq lists its product as uncharacterized. Bases 181 to 2433 code for a protein of 750 amino acids. NCBI's taxonomy places the organism in Eukaryota, Metazoa, Mollusca, Bivalvia, Myida, Myidae. The record is from RefSeq and is a predicted model, not a curated record. The transcript has 20 exons.